CUCUAAAAAAAAAAGAAAAGAGACGAGAUGAAAUGAAUCAGUGAUUAGAAAGCUUCCUCCGAUCACGGCCACAGAGAGUGAGAAUGGAUCAGAUGUUGAACAAGGUGGGAUCAUACUGGCUAUGUCAGAAGGCGAACAAGCAGCUCAAUUCCGUCGGUGACGAUAUCAACUCUCUGUCUAACAGCAUCCAAGGAGGAACAAAAUGGCUGGUGAACAAAAUCAAAGGGAAAAUGCAGAAGCCAUUACCCGAGUUACUCAAGGAGUUUGGUUUGCCUGUGGGGAUCUUUCCACGCGAUGCAACCAACUACGAGUUCAACGAACAGACAAAGAAACUCACCGUCUUCAUCCCAUCAAUCUGCGAAGUCGGCUACAAAGACUCAUCGGUCCUGAGGUUCACCACAACUGUCACCGGGUUUCUACAGAAAGGAAAGCUAGCCGACGUUGAAGGGAUCAAAACAAAAGUAAUGAUAUGGGUGAAAGUCACAAGUCUCUCAUCAGACUCGUCAAAGAUCCAUUUCAACGCAGGGGUGAAGAAAAGCAGAAGCCGUGUUGCUUAUGAGGUUCUUAGAGAUGGCGUUGAGAUUGAUAAAUUCUAGCUUUGUUUUUGCUGGUAACUCCCCCAAUUCUUUUAUUCUCUUAUC
This is a messenger RNA of Raphanus sativus (radish), 641 nucleotides long. RefSeq lists its product as uncharacterized. The coding region runs from base 84 to 596 and encodes 170 amino acids. The record is from RefSeq and is a predicted model, not a curated record. The transcript has 3 exons. NCBI's taxonomy places the organism in Eukaryota, Viridiplantae, Streptophyta, Magnoliopsida, Brassicales, Brassicaceae.